AUGCCUUUUCAUUUGGUAUUAUGUACCAUUUUUAAUAUAACAAUUGCUCAAGAAGACCCAUGUUUAUAUGUACCAGAUAGUACAUUUAUUAGUGAUCAUGAAUCAUGUGGUGGUUGGAUAAGAUGUAAUAAUGGUAAAUCAUCAAAAGGUAAAUGUCCAGAAGGUUUAAGAUUUGAUUCAUUACUUGGUGUUUGUGAUUUAAAAGAACAUGUACCAUGUAUUGAUGAUUUAUGUAAUGAAGAAACAGAAGGACAAUUCUUUGCUGAUGAACGUAAACCAAGAAAAUGUUCUGCAUAUAUACUUUGUUAUAAAGGUGUUGCUGAAAGUUAUGAUUGUCCAGAUGGUUUAUCAUUUGAUAAAAAAAGAAAAGUUUGUGAUUAUAAAGAAAAUGUUGAAUGUACUGAUGAAGAAAAUAGUGAUAAUUCUGUAUGCUCAGCUGUACCAAAUGAUAUAUUAUUACGUAACGAACAUGAUUGUUCAAAAUAUUGGGAAUGUCAAGAUCAUAAAGCAAUUGAAAAUAAAUGUGAUGGAACACAAUUAUAUAAUCAACGUAUUGGUAAAUGUGAUGAUAGUGAAAAUGUUGAUUGUGAAAUAACAUGCCAUAAAUUUGAAGAAGGUAUACAUAAAAGAAAUCCAAAAUCAUGUCGUAGCUAUUUUAAAUGUGAAAAUGAAAAACCAGUUGAAGUAAAUUGUAAGGAUUAUGAAUUUGUUGUUGAUGGUGAUAGUGAAGAAAAAAUUAAUACAUUAAAAUGUGAAGAUCAAAUGAAUGUUAGUAAUGAUUUAUGCCCAAAUCGUUGUGAAGGUAGAGCUGAUGCUACUUUUGUACCAAUUUAUACUGAUAAUGCAGAAGAAAAAUGUAAAAGAUAUCAUCCAUGUAAAGAUGGUAGAAUAAAUGGUGAUAACACUAUUUUCACAUGUCCAGCUGAUAAAUUUUUAAAUGAUGAAACACAAAAAUGUGUUGUUAAUGACAGAAUUAAUAGAGAAAAUUGUAGAAAUCCUACAGUAUAA
Condylostylus longicornis is the source of this 1008-nucleotide messenger RNA. RefSeq lists its product as uncharacterized. The record is from RefSeq and is a predicted model, not a curated record. Gene Ontology annotation, molecular function: chitin binding. The transcript is spliced from 2 exons. Gene Ontology annotation, cellular component: extracellular region. The coding region runs from base 1 to 1008 and encodes 335 amino acids. NCBI's taxonomy places the organism in Eukaryota, Metazoa, Arthropoda, Insecta, Diptera, Dolichopodidae.